This is a messenger RNA of Paramisgurnus dabryanus, 1715 nucleotides long. It is a transcript of the gene scamp2l, whose product is annotated as secretory carrier membrane protein 2, like. Gene Ontology annotation, biological process: protein transport. The record is from RefSeq and is a predicted model, not a curated record. NCBI's taxonomy places the organism in Eukaryota, Metazoa, Chordata, Actinopteri, Cypriniformes, Cobitidae. Gene Ontology annotation, cellular component: trans-Golgi network membrane; recycling endosome membrane.
GCAGUGGGGCGUGAUCGCAAGCAGUCGCAUAGGCAGGUACAGUGAGACCGAGUACACCUGCGCGCCUUCAUCAAGACAAAAUGUCUGGAUUUGAUAACAACCCCUUUGCCGAGCCAGUUGAUGUCAAUCCUUUUCAGGACCCAUCAGUAACUCAGGUGACGAACACAGCAGUUGAUGGUAUAGGAGAGUUUAACCCAUUCACUUCCGAUCCUCUGGAUGGCCGUACCAUCCCCAUCUCUCAACCAGCUGUCCUGCCGACUACAGCGCAGGACAGUCCCAAGGCCAGCGCUGCGGCAGGACAAGCCGAACUUCUCCGUCAGCAAGCGGAGCUGGAGAGGAAAGCUGCGGAGCUGGAGCGGAAAGAGCAAGACCUUCGAAAUCGAGAUAAUCCACAAGGUAAAGAAAACAACUGGCCUCCAUUGCCAAGGUUUUUUCCAAUAAAACCUUGCUUCUAUCAGGAUUUUAAUGAAGAAAUCCCUGCUGAAUUCCAGCGAAUUUGCAGAAUGAUGUACUACCUCUGGAUGUACCACGGUGUGACGCUGUUCCUGAACCUGCUGGCCUGUCUGGCUUGUUUUACUAUAUUCCCUCAGAGUGGAGUGGACUUUGGACUGUCAAUCCUCUGGUUUAUUCUGUUCACUCCAGGUGCUUUCGCCUGUUGGUACCGACCCGUUUACAAGGCCUUCAGAUCCGACAGCUCCUUCAAUUUCUUCUUUUUCUUCUUCAUUUUCUCAUUCCAAGUCAUCGUGUACAUCAUUCAGAGCGUUGGGAUCCCCAACUGGGGAAACAGUGGUUGGAUCACAGCUCUCACUGUGGUCAGGACUAGCAUCCCUGUUGGAGUGUUCAUGAUGGUGGUGGCUGUUUUCUUCACGGUUAAUGCUGCGCUGUCAGUCAUCUUACUGAAAUUGGUUCACUCGAAGUACAGGCGAACAGGUGCCAGCUUCCAGAAGGCUCAGGAGGAGUUUUCUCACGGGGUGGUUACCAACCGAACCUUCCAGAGCGCCGCAACCACGGCUGCUUCUUCUGCUGUACAGGGAGGAUUUCGUUAAUCUCCAUAGACAAGACUCUCAUUAUUUACGAAUGCACAAAUAUUACAGAACAAACCCUUAUAACGGAACAAUCUGCAUUUUUAUGCAGAAGGAUUCUUUGGUGCAAUACUUGCAUUUGAUUACUGAAAAUAUGUGGUGGUAAAUGGAGACUUUUCCUGGCUGUUGAUCGGUGAGGCUGACUUUAGGAUUUCGACUCCUUUACACUUUUAGAUCUUACAUUUAAGUUAACAUGGUUAUAUUUUUACUUAAACGAAAUUGCAAAUGCACUAUUUCUGAUAUAUAAACAUGUAAAGUUGAAGUGAUUGUAAUGUUACAGCUUCCGUCUCUAUUGUAUUUAGAAACACAUCAGUUACACUUGAUUAUUGUGCGUUUUAUCUCAUUAAAUGAAUGACAGCAUUAAACCAACCGCUUUCUAACAAAGCUUUUGGCUUUGAAAUUAACAUCGGUAUAUUUUUGGCCUUGCUUUAUUAAUUACGACAUGUAUUUAUAUUUCUUUUGAUUGAACAAUUACUGUGAUGAAAUGUUAAAGUCUUUUUACAUUCUCAGUAAUGUGCUGGUAUUGCAGUGUUGUUGACUAUGUACAAAAUUGUAUAUAUUUAUGCAUUGAUAUUUUAUUUCAUUGUGACAGAGUUGGGUGGGCUGCGCAAUAAAACUUAUUCUAUAUAUGUA